GAAGCAACAAGCUGCUACCGAACCGAAGCAACAGCUAGCAGGCAGCAGCUGUCUCUGUCGGGGACGCGGUGUAUUAACAUGCAAAAGUUUAGAAACACACAUUCCUUGUCCUGAAUAGAGAAAAGAGCAACCCUUGGCAAAACCUAAUACGGCUGUCGAAACCAUGGGUCAUAGCUGGCUUCCUUAAUAGCUAGUUAAUUGCGUUAUUACAAGGUUCAAAUGUGUGAAAAGUCGCUCGGUCUCUCCUCGUCGUUGAACAAGAUGGCAGCAGCAGCAUCGUUGCAGCAUUUGACUGUGGUGCUGGUCCUUGUUGCUAGCAUGUCCCUUGACGCUCUGGGUGAUACGAUUUAUAGGUCUUACUGAAGGUAUGGCCUCACAAGUCUUGGUCUACCCAUCACACCUGCACUCAGCUCAAACAAGUGCCUUAGGAACCAGCAGCAGUGGUAACGGCAGACAUAAAGACGAAGCUCACCACAGUAAGAACACCAGCAGAGCCUUUCAGCACCGACCCACGUCCAAGACCUAUGUGAUUGGAGUCAACUACGGCAUCGCCUAUCCCAACAACGUUAUCCCAUCCUCAACCGGUGCUGAUUCAGGAAAACCGCACAGGGGACUACAGCUUGGAAAGAGGGAGGAGUUGACAUUGCAGACUGCAGAAUUACAGAGACAAGGAGAAGGAUCAGCUAGGAUCCAGGAGUCUCUUUGCCAGACCAGAGGCCCACAGGAAGCAAGGCUUCAUAGAGACAGUGGUGGAACUCCAUCAAGAGGAGGCUUGGACUACGGGCUACUGAGCAGGGCCUGCAUCAGAGCAGAGGAGGAGGGCAGAAACCGAAGAGUACAAGCAAGAGGACGAUACAUCUGCCUUACAAACACAGGUGCCACACAGAGAUGUGAACAGAAGGCAGGUGAAGGUGGAGAACAGCCACAGGAGAACAACUGCGUCGGAACCAUGCAGAUAGUGGAGGAGGUAUCUGCUCUACCUUCACUUCCCCCCCCUGUGGCCAUGUUGCAAAUCAGCACCGGGAACAAUGCAGACACUGUCCGAGUAGGGGGAGCAGGGACACUGCCCACUCAACACAGCAAGGUUGAGGCAGUGACCGACAUGGGAAUUAGGCUGGAUGGGACCGAAAACAGGCCUAAUGGCAGUACUGAGGCAGUGGCAGGAGCUACUGUGACCAGAACUGGAUCAGCAGAUGGUGACUAUCAGUUAGUCCAGCACGAGGUUCUGUGCUCCUUGAAGAACAGCUAUGAGGUCUUGGAGUUUCUGGGUCGUGGCACCUUUGGUCAGGUGGUGAAGUGCUGGAAGAGGGGAACGAAUGAAGUGGUGGCUGUCAAAAUACUGAAGAACCACCCAUCCUAUGCACGUCAGGGACAGAUUGAGGUGGAGAUCCUAGCCCGGUUGAGCAGCGAAAAUGCAGAUGAGCACAAUGUGGUGCGUGCUCUGGAGUGCUUUCAGCACCGCAGCCACACCUGCUUGGUGUUUGAGAUGCUGGAGCAAAACCUCUAUGACUUCCUUAAACAGAACAAGUUUAGUCCCCUGCCACUCAAAAUCAUCAGGCCCAUUCUGCAGCAGGUGGCAAAGGCCUUAAAGAAGCUUAAGUGUCUGGGUUUGAUCCAUGCUGACCUGAAGCCAGAGAACAUCAUGCUGGUGGACCCCUCCAGGCAGCCAUACAGAGUCAAAGUCAUUGACUUUGGCUCAGCCAGCCAUGUCUCCAAGGCUGUCUGCUCCACUUACCUGCAGUCCAGAUACUACAGGGCUCCAGAGAUCAUUUUGGGCCUACCAUUUUGCGAGGCCAUAGACAUGUGGUCACUGGGAUGUGUGAUAGCCGAGCUCUUUCUGGGCUGGCCCCUCUACCCUGGAGCGCUGGAGUACGACCAGAUCCGGUACAUCUCUCAGACUCAGGGCCUGCCUGCCGAGCAGCUGCUCAACAAGGGGACCAAGACCUCUCGUUUCUUCUCCAAAGAGUCCAACUCUCCCUACGCCUCAUGGAGACUAAAGACAACAGAAGAGCAUGAGAAAGAGACGGGACUUAAAUCCAAAGAGGCCAGAAAGUACAUUUUCAGCUGUCUGGAUGACAUAGCACACGUGAACUUGGUGCUGAGUCAUGAUAACAGUGACAUGCAAGCAGAGAAGGCUGAUCGGAGGGAGUUUGUGUCUCUGCUCAAGAGCAUGCUGCUGAUCGAUGCUGGGGACAGGACUGUUCCCUCCAGUGUCCUCAAUCACCCCUUCCUCACUAUGACUCAUCUGCUGGACUACCCACACAGUAACCAUGUGCAGUCAUCUUUCCGUAUCAUGGACAUGUGCCACAGUCGGCCCACCAAUGCAGUCUUUGACGCUAUAAAUCAGAACACCAUUCAUUUCUCAAGACCCCCUGUAGCCCCCACUGCCUCCUCUGGCCUCCCUCUAGGCUACAGCAACAUACCAGUCCACACUCAGGCUAUAAACCAGUCAGCUCCCUCAGUGUUGCAUCCUGGAAUAGCUCUAACAACUGGGAAUGGUCAGUUUGGGUGCACUGACCCCUUCCCACCUGCCCUUCUUCUUUGUCCUCCCACCAUGCAAGGUAACCUUAACCAACCAGCAGGGUAUUCUGUUCCCAUGGUAACUCAGGCUCCUCCCAUACAGCCCUUACCAGUGAGACCUGGUGUAAUUGCUCAGCAAGCCUGGUCCAGCCGGGGGCAGCAGCUCCUCGUCUCAGCAGCCUGGCAGCAGAUGACACCAGUGGGUCCUCCUCCCUCUCACCCCCCUCCACCACCCCCAUCCUCCCUUACCAAUGACACCACAGCCGGCCCACAGAGAAUCAGCGACUGGGGCAGCCACUACACAAUGAUGCAACAGCCUCUCCUGACUAAUCAGAUGCCAGCCCUCUCUGCCCAUCAGCCACUCAACAUUGGCAUAGCUCAUGUUGUGUGGCCACAGCCAGCCAAUAAAAGGAACAGAUACAGUCAUAACAGGAACUUGUCCCACCCCAGCAACAUCCAUAUAUCAGCAUGUCGGACCCCCAAGAUGGCCAAUGUUGUUGGACAGGCACUAGCACGAAGAGAGCAGCCUCAGAGGGGGGUACCUCUGGUAGAAACUAGGGAACCGGGAGUUCAAAUCACAGAUGAAGAGGAAAAUUAUGCAGAGAAGGAAGUGAGCUGCUUUAAAGAGGUGGUGCCAAAUGGUAACAGCCAGCUGGACCUGUCCAGUCAACAACAGCGGGAUGUGGCAGUUCUGAUGGGUGACACGCCAAGCCCUGCCCCCAGUGUGAUAAGCAUCCGCAGUGAACUGACUGACGGAGAGGAUGAAGACCCUCAGCGGUGCCGUCUGAGCGAGUGUAAAGAGGAGUGUGUGUGUGAAGCAUGCAGAAACACCAGUGUGUCUAUGGAGAGAGUGUGUUCCCUCAGCAGCCCCGACAGCAGCCUCAGCACCAGUUCUUUUGCUUCCAACUCCCUUCAGUCCAGCCCCUCGGUUUCACCAUGCAAGAGACCCAACAGCAUGUCUGAAGAUGAUGGCCACGAGAGUGGCUGUGACACAGUGGAAGGCUCUCCCACGUCUGACACAUCAACCUCCCCACGAGGCAACAGUCCUUACCGUUACCUCGACAACAGUAACCACAACAAGCGCUCACCUUUGGCUGCCAUCGUAGCGCCAAUGCCUUACCCUGCAGUGCAGGGCAGGAGUCCCCGUGGCGUCCGGACAAUGGUGGUUCCACCAAUGAGAGUGCAGAACAACAACAGUCAAGGGACAGAGGAGCGUGUUCAGAGAACAGUCUCAGAGUCCUGGUCCCGUUCCAAAGGCCGCUGCAGCUUCGUAGGACAUCAGAGCACUCCCUCCUCCUUCCCUCUCCUCCCAUCCGCCCCCCUCCUGUCCCGGCAGAAAAAAGUGACUGGGCAGCACCAGCAUCAGCACCCUCUGGGCUAUGGACAGGUCAGUUCAGUUCUUUUCCUUUUACUUUAUUAUAUAUGGGGGAUUAUGAAGGAGCUGAACACUUUGAAAUCGAUUGGUGAAUAUUAAUGGGGCUGUGUGUGCUUUGCAGCAGAGCUCUAGGGCAUUGUUUGUCAGAGCAGCAGUACAUUUGGGUAAUUUUAUAGCUGGUCUGAUACAAACAACAAUAUUCUAGUCUCCUUCAAGGGCUUGAUUAAAAUGCCUUGAUAUGUUGUGGACUUGUGUGGUUUGUCUUUUCUGCUUGUAUGAAAGAUUUAAUUUAAUUUCAAACACCAGGCAGGGACUGUAAAGGAAUGGUUCAUCAUUUUCGGAUAUUCGCUUUCCUGCCAAGAGUGAGAUGAGAAGAUUGAUCAGUGUUUUUUAGCAGUGGGGGCAGGUCUGUCCGAACAACCCCCCCACCGUAGUUUACACUUGAUCUGUGUAGGCCGCCAUUUUUGUUUUAAAACUGUAUGUACUCCGUUAAGGGGAUGAGGGAACCAGCCUUCUCUGUGACAAUAAAACCUGAUGGUCUCAGCCACAAUCUUCAACCUGGCAUCCUGUGCCCCCUUCUCUCUGCAUUUCACCCCUAACAUAACACAACGAGAAGUAUCGCAGCAGUGCCGAGGGGUACCUCCAGGCGGCAGACGCACAGAGGAGUGGGUUACAACUACAUCUAUAGACUAUUUCUAAUUUAUAUUAUAUUACACUAACUCACUUACCGUUUUAAUGUUUCCAGAUGUUUGAUAUCAGCUGACAGAACUGACAAGUUGAACCUUGUCCAAUUAGAACGGACCCACCGUGGUGACGUUUUUGGUGGAGCUGUUCGUUUUAAUAGUCGAC
Messenger RNA from Perca fluviatilis (European perch), 4744 nucleotides. RefSeq names its product homeodomain-interacting protein kinase 3-like. The transcript has 17 exons. Lineage: Eukaryota; Metazoa; Chordata; Actinopteri; Perciformes; Percidae. The coding region runs from base 368 to 3994 and encodes 1208 amino acids. The record is from RefSeq and is a predicted model, not a curated record. Gene Ontology annotation, biological process: peptidyl-serine phosphorylation; peptidyl-threonine phosphorylation. Gene Ontology annotation, cellular component: PML body; cytoplasm; nucleus. Gene Ontology annotation, molecular function: ATP binding; protein tyrosine kinase activity; protein serine/threonine kinase activity.